AUGGAAAAUUAUAAUCAAACAUCAACUGAUUUCAUCCUAUUGGGGUUGUUCCCCCCUUCAAAAAUUGGUCUGUUUCUUUUCAUUCUUAUUGUUCUCAUUUUCUUAAUGGCUCUAUUUGGCAACCUCCUCAUGAUCCAUCUCAUCUUUCUGGACAUGCAUCUCCACACGCCCAUGUAUUUCCUACUUAGUCAACUCUCCUUCAUUGACCUAAAUUAUAUCUCCACCAUUGUCCCCAAAAUGGCCUACAAUUUUCUGUUUGGAAACAAGUCCAUUUCCUUCAUUGGAUGUGGGGUCCAGAUCUUCUUCUUCUUGACUUUAGGAGGCGCAGAAAAACUGCUCUUGACAUCUAUGGCCUAUGAUCGUUAUGUGGCCAUUUGCUUUCCUCUUCACUAUCCUGUCAGAAUCAGCAGACGAGUGUGUGGGUUGAUGAUAAUAGGAUCUUGGAUAAUGGGCUCUAUCAACUCCUGUGCCCACACCACAUAUGCCCUCCAAAUCCCUUAUUGCCAAUCCAGGGCCAUCAAUCAUUUCUUCUGUGAUGUCCCAGCCAUGUUGACUCUGGCCUGCAUGGACACCUAUAUCUAUGAGUACACAGUGUUUGUGAGCACCAGCCUCUUCCUUUUAUUGCCUUUUAUUUGUAUUGCCUGUUCCUAUGGCUGUAUUAUUCUUGCUGUUUAUCACACACCUUCAUCAGCAGGGAGGAAGAAGGCCUAUUCAACCUGCAGCACUCAUCUUACUGUGGUGACUUUCUACUACAUGCCCUUUGCUUACACUUAUCUACGCUCAAGAUCCCUUCGAUCUCCAACAGAGGACAAGAUUCUGGCUGUAUUCUAUACCAUCCUGACCCCAAUGCUCAACCCUAUUAUCUAUAGCCUAAGAAACAAGGAGGUGAUGCAAGCCCGGAGAAGAUUAAUUCAGAGACUCUGCUCUGUGAAAAUGUAA
This is a messenger RNA of Hippopotamus amphibius kiboko, 939 nucleotides long. Its product is annotated as olfactory receptor 2L3-like. Gene Ontology annotation, molecular function: olfactory receptor activity; G protein-coupled receptor activity. Bases 1 to 939 code for a protein of 312 amino acids. The record is from RefSeq and is a predicted model, not a curated record. Gene Ontology annotation, biological process: G protein-coupled receptor signaling pathway. Lineage: Eukaryota; Metazoa; Chordata; Mammalia; Artiodactyla; Hippopotamidae. The transcript has a single exon. Gene Ontology annotation, cellular component: membrane.